UGACUAGUUAUAAUAGUUACGGUAAUAUUAUGAUUGCCGAUUUUACCCCUCCCAUUAAUUCUAGUAUCAAUUCAUCAACAACCCAAAUAAGCAUCAAGUUCCAUUCGCCCGUUCAAUUGUCAACUGGCAACAUCACCAUCUACAAAGACUCUAAUGACAACAUUAGACAAAGAGUUUCUGCAAACUCUACAUUCUGUAAACUUAGUAAUGAUGGGAUGGUUGUCAAUAUAAGUAUCAUUAAUAGUACAUUUAAUGAGAACGGAACGAAAUAUUAUGUGAAAAUUGAUAAUAAUUUUGUCAAAUCUAAAUAUUAUAAUGAACCUUUAAGGGGAAUUGAAAGUAAAGUUUGGCUUCUUGAAUCAGUCGAUAUAGCAAAUUCUUCAGAUACUGCUGCUACGGGUUUAGCAUUUCUCACUAUAGAUGCUUCCAACAAAUUUUCAAACUUAUCUAUAACCGACCAGUUAAACUACACUGAUGCUCUAUUAGAUGAGAUUACUGAUAAAGUACCAGUUAGGCGGAAGCGUUUAAGUUCGGAUUAUAAACCCCAGCUUUUCGACGAAUUUGGUCAAAUCACCAUUUCAAUCCGUAUAGAUUUGCCAAAUAGUAAUACUGAAAAUACUGUUCCGGGAGUAUUUUCAAAUUUAAAUAAGAUGAUCCUUUACAAAAAUAUUACCGCUUUUUGCACUAAUAUGACAAAUGAUUUAGACUCGACUUUUGGCUUUCGACCAAUAGGUGAGUUGAUGACUGCAUUCUAA
Racocetra persica is the source of this 755-nucleotide messenger RNA. The record is from the annotation of a GenBank genome assembly. NCBI's taxonomy places the organism in Eukaryota, Fungi, Glomeromycota, Glomeromycetes, Diversisporales, Gigasporaceae.